Messenger RNA from Malurus melanocephalus (red-backed fairy wren), 413 nucleotides. Its product is annotated as keratin, type II cytoskeletal 80-like. Gene Ontology annotation, molecular function: structural constituent of skin epidermis. Lineage: Eukaryota; Metazoa; Chordata; Aves; Passeriformes; Maluridae. Gene Ontology annotation, biological process: keratinization; intermediate filament organization. Bases 18 to 380 code for a protein of 120 amino acids. The record is from RefSeq and is a predicted model, not a curated record. Gene Ontology annotation, cellular component: keratin filament. The transcript is spliced from 2 exons.
CCCAUCCAAAGCWUUCCAUGAUUUUCCAGCUCCGUGCUCUCAUUCCUGGUGUCCUUUUGGCUCUGCAGGAACUGGAGGAGCUGCUGACGGACAUCAAGGACAUUUCUGUGGUGCUGGGAAUUGACAGCUGCUCCCGGCCAGACCUGGGCAGGAUUGUGGAGGAUGUCAGAGCCCAGUACGAGGCCCUGGCCCUGCGGAGCUGGGAAGAGGCCGAGGCUCUCACCAGGAGGAAGCUCACCGACAGCAGCUCCCAGUCCGGCUCCUUCGGGGGGCACCUCCUCGACAGCCGGCGCGAAAUCGCCGAUCUCAACAUCCGCAUCCAGAAACUGCGCUCCUGCAUCGUGUCCCAGAAGAGCCAGGUGGGUCCUGGGGAGGGAUAACGGGACAGGGGUGUCCUGGGGUAGGAUAAUAGG